Camarhynchus parvulus is the source of this 1471-nucleotide messenger RNA. It is a transcript of the gene CABCOCO1, whose product is annotated as ciliary associated calcium binding coiled-coil 1. The coding region runs from base 79 to 855 and encodes 258 amino acids. NCBI's taxonomy places the organism in Eukaryota, Metazoa, Chordata, Aves, Passeriformes, Thraupidae. The record is from RefSeq and is a predicted model, not a curated record. The transcript has 8 exons.
GAGGGCGUGCAGGUACCGCCGGGAUGGGAGCGGUUUGUGGUAAAUUGUCCGUGCUGAGCUGCGCCAAGGGCCGCAAGGAUGGAUGAAGUCCGAGAUCAGGAUGAAGUCCCCGAUCAGGAAGAAGUCCGAGAUCAGGGUGAUUUAGGUGGAGCAAAGAUUAUCAAUAGGACAUUUCUUUCUCUUUCCCAAAUAACUGCCUUGUCAGAAGAAGAUCUGGAAGGAGUUGAAAAGAAGAUGGCAGAAUUUCUGAAUCUUACACAGCUAAAGACAUCUUUGAAAGAAACUAUUUUAUUCGAUUAUUAUACUGCAGGAUUUUGGUGGGCUAAAGAGAUGAAGUUCAGUCUUAUCCAGAUCUCAGGAUUCAUGGGUCUAUUAAAUUUUGCCUUGGAGAACCUCAGCAUCAGACGUAUGACCUUGGGAGACAAUGUAAAAGAACUUGAAAGAGCAGUGACUGGAAUAAGAGAAACUGAGUCAGAAGAAGGAGGUGACGUGAAUUUAUUCAGCAUUGACCAAGGCAAAGCAAUCAUUGAUUUCUUGUUUUCCAGCUUAUUUCAAUACUAUAAAGCAUAUGACUACCUCUUCCACGUUCGUAAAGAAGAGCCUGUGCUAGGUAAUGAGGAUGAGAUUGAACUUGACCAACCUGCAGUUUCCCCCUCAGCUUCAGUGACAGAAUCUCAGGGGACUGACCAGGGGGAUUGCCUGCAAGAGCCCUGUCCAGGGGCAGCGUCUUCCGAGGCUGUAGCUGGAGUCACUGCUGAAGAUGAGAAGUCUGCAGUGUGUGAAAUCCCAAAUGAAAUUAUUGGCAACCUUGAGGCAGACUUAAAAGAAAAGCUGCAAAUGCAGGAAGAAGCUUAGACUUGGAGAAGAGAAAAAUUGAAAAGUCCUAAAUAGCCAGAUAAGAAAGGUGAUGGUGGGUUUUGCAGGAAUUGGGCAGUAGGGGAUGGCACAUACAGAGGCUGGCUCACUACCUGAACCAAAUAAUUUUUGUAUAGAGGAAAAUGGUUCUGUUAACAUUUACCUCGAAGUAUUUAAUCCCAGUUCCUCAAAUUUAUGGUGUUCUGCCAGCGUUGUUGUUUAGUUUAGACUUAAGUUGAAGAUUAUAAACAGAAGGGCACGUAAUUAAAACACGUUGAAGUUCAGUUUAUUUCUGAAUACAGUUCUAAAUUCUAACUUUAAAAAAAAAAGCUGCAGUUUCAUUCUCCCAGUUGUGAAAUACUUAACAGUUUCUGCUUUACACCUAUGGUUUUUUUCAGGAAAUGUUGCUACAAGGAAAAUACAUAGAGAGAAAACAUUAUUUUGAGGCACUGUAGCUGUAAUAAGGGGAGAAUUUAAUUAACAUGUAAUUACACACCUUGCACUGUAGCUAUUCAUUAAUAAUAUGUAUGUUAUUUUGUUUUAAUUUGCUUCCUAAGCUUUAAAAAAAUUUAAUAGCUUACACUUCUUUCUUUCCACCAUAUUAAAAUUGCAUAAC